Gigantopelta aegis is the source of this 1742-nucleotide messenger RNA. RefSeq names its product tryparedoxin-like. NCBI's taxonomy places the organism in Eukaryota, Metazoa, Mollusca, Gastropoda, Neomphalida, Peltospiridae. The transcript has 3 exons. Bases 237 to 701 code for a protein of 154 amino acids. The record is from RefSeq and is a predicted model, not a curated record.
UAUUUUGGUAGCAGCAAUAGUGAAGAUAAAGCAAGCAACCUUUAACGUCUGCAAUUUGUAAUUAAUUGUGUUUUGACGCAACAGAGAAAAAUGUCCAUUGUUGAAAGAGCUCAUUAGCACGGCUCCCGGACUGAUUGCACUUGACGACGCUCAGUCGACGUUAUGCUGGUAGAUCGGCGAGAUCGUCUGUGUUUUCACUGGAACCGAGAUUGUAAUAGAACCCGAUAUUGUCUAGCAUGGAUACCGUUCAAGAACUAUUCGGAAAAUCCGUCUUAAAUAACAAAGGUAGCACAGUGCCUGUUUCAACGCUAGCUGGUCCGGAUAAAAUAAUAGGUAUCUAUUUCCAUGGGAACUGGUGCCCGCCUUGCGUACAGUUUACCAAGCAGUUGAAAACGUUUUACGAAAAAAUCAAAUCCACCAACAAGGGAGACAAUUUCGAGAUCGUCGCCAUCUCGUGCAUCAACGACGACGACGACGACGACAAGACACAAGUCGACGCCAUGCCGUGGUUAUUCGCCGACCAACAGACUCGAACACAAAUAGAGGCAAUAGCGCGGCGGUUCGGGGUGGGGAGUGUCCCCAGACUGAUACUCUUGGAUGGGCACACGGGACAAACGAUUACUGACUGUGCACGGAAACACGUUGUUGACGAUCCAAAUGCGCAAAACUUUCCAUGGCGAGAAAACACAAAGAAAAACUGAGCCAAAGAAGAAGAAGUUUCAGAUGACGGACACACGAAAACUUCACUGCUAACUUUCUUUGUAUUUUCUUCUUCUUCUUUUCUUCUUCUUCCUCCUCUUUGGCGUAUUUUUCGUCUUUCUUUUUUCUUUCUUCUUUUAUUCUUCUUCUUCUUCUCUUCUUCUUCUUCUACUUUUUCUUAUUCCACUUCUUUUUCUUUUUCGUCUUCUUAAUUUUAAAAAUGCACAUCUAUAUUAUCAAACACUCCACCACCCCUCCAUCAACAAAAAAAUAAUAAAAACUAAAACUAAUCGAUAACUACUAAAUAUAGACUUAUGUAGGUCAAAUACUGUUCAACAGAUUCAAAAUUGUAAGUAAACAUAUACAACGCCAAAAGUAAAGUGCCCCACCCCCACCCCCACCUCCAGAAAAAACCCACACAAAGAAACAAACAACAACAAACAAACAAACAAAAACAACAACAACAACAAAAACAAAACAAAAAACCCCAACCCAACAUAACCCCAUUGAAUAUGGAAUUAGCAAAGUGGUCCCCAAAACAAAUCGGAACCCUGUUGAAUAUGGAAAUGGCUAAAACGUAUGGGGACUGUAAUUUUAAUAUUGAAUAUUCAUUAAUAUUAGUGUUCGGUAUUCGACCUGAAAAUGGUAUUCGAAUAAUCAAUGGAAAUGACGUGCGAAUAUUCGAAUACCAACCAAACAACAACUGACUCGUCAAACUAACAGGGGUUUUAUAGUUUGAAUUGUGUAAUAGACUUUUAAUAAUCCCCAAAAGCCAGUUACGACAGAAAACUAAUAUAAAUCAUUGUGCAGUACUGACUGGUAGGUAACCUCUCAAAAUUAUUAAUACUGAAUUACAAAUAUCAAAAUAUGAAAAACACUAAAACAGUAUGACGGCAACAAAUAUGCGCCGAGAACUCAUGCAGAACACUCCAGAUCUGUUGUUGGGGUUUUGUUUGUUUGUUUGUUUGUUGUUUUGUUUUGCUAGAGAAUGUAGUAGCAUUCUGUCAGUGCUCAAUUCCGAGACGCGCUUUGAAUGAACAUGG